GUCGGCCAUAUUUGCAGCCAAUAUGAAGGUUGUCAAUGCCAAACAAAGUGUGAAAAUCCCUGAUGGGGUGAAAAUAAGUGUUAAGGCUCGUAAGGUCACCGUAACUGGUCCCAGAGGUACACUCCGACGUGAUUUCCGCCAUUUGGAUGUCGACAUGAGAAUGGAUGGCAAGAGCAAAAUCAUUGUUGAGAAAUGGUUUGGAAUCCGUAAAGAAUUGGCUGCAGUCAGAACUGUUUGCUCUCACAUAACAAACAUGAUUAUUGGAGUUACUAAGGGUUACCGUUACAAGAUGAGAAGCGUGUAUGCCCAUUUCCCAAUUAACAUCGCCAUCACUGAGAACAACACAGUAGUUGAAGUGCGCAACUUCCUGGGAGAAAAAUUCACCCGAAAAGUCAGCAUGUUGCCAGGAGUGACAUUUGUCCCAUCAGGAGCCCAGAAGGAUGAGUUUGUUCUGGAUGGUAACGAUAUCGAAGCAGUCUCAAACUCAGCUGCUCUUAUCCAACAAUGCACUAAGGUGAAAAACAAGGAUAUCAGAAAAUUCUUGGAUGGUGUCUACGUAUCACAGAAAACAAACAUUGUUGUAGCUGAAGAGGACUAAACUCUAAUUUAUCUGUGAAUACAAAAAUAAAUAAAAACCCAGUUAUUAAACGAGAAAAA
Messenger RNA from Owenia fusiformis, 657 nucleotides. Lineage: Eukaryota; Metazoa; Annelida; Polychaeta; Sabellida; Oweniidae. The record is from the annotation of a GenBank genome assembly.